UUUGGUAUACAAUAUAAAUAUCAUUUGGACCACAUUGAAAUAUAAAAAAAGUUACCAAGCUAGGUAACCUCUCUUCACACACUACCAAAGCUUCUCCAAUGGCUACACUCUUUCACUACUCUAAUACAUUCUCUAUCUUUGUUACACUCGUGUUACUAGCUCUUCUCGUUCUCCGGCAACCCUCUGCGGCGGCGAGUUGUACAACUCCACCGGUGAUUUUUAACUUUGGAGAUUCUAAUUCAGAUACAGGAGGACUUGUUGCUGGACUUGGUUACCCUAUUGGCUUACCAAACGGACGGUUGUUUUUCCGACGAUCUACUGGUCGUUUGUCUGACGGACGUCUUCUCAUCGAUUUCCUCUGCCAGAGUUUGAAUACAAAUCUUUUGAGGCCAUACUUAGAUUCAUUAGGUGGAACAAAGUUUCAAAACGGUGCAAAUUUUGCAAUUGUUGGAUCCACUACUCUCCCUAAAAACGUCCCUUUCUCCCUCAGCAUUCAGCUAAUGCAGUUCAGCCAUUUCAAAUCCCGGUCACUCGAGCUCGCUUCUAGUUCAAAUUCAUUAAAGAGCAUGUACAUAAGUCAGGAUGGAUUCAGAAACGCAUUGUACAUGAUUGAUAUAGGACAAAACGAUAUUGCCCGUUCUUUCGCUAAAGGCAACUCGUAUUCUCAAACUGUUAUGCUGAUUCCACAAGUUAUUUCCGAGAUAAAAAGCGGCAUAAAGAGAUUGUAUGACGAAGGAGGAAGAAAAUUCUGGAUUCACAAUACUGGUCCAUUAGGUUGUCUACCUCAAAAACUUUCAAUGGUUAAAAGCAAAGAUCUCGACCAGCACGGUUGCUUAGCAAGUUACAACUCAGCAGCAAAAGUGUUUAACCAAAGAUUGGAUCAUAUGUGUAUGGAGCUAAGGAACCAACUUAAAGACGCUACAAUAGUCAAUGUCGACAUAUACACUAUCAAAUACAGUCUCAUUGCAAACUCCAACGAAUACGGUUUUGAGAGACCUUUAAUGGCUUGUUGUGGAUAUGGAGGGAGUCCAUAUAACUACAAUGUGAAGAUAACAUGUGGGCACAGAGGCUCUAAUGUAUGUGACAAAGGGUCUCGGUUCGUAAGCUGGGAUGGGAUUCAUUAUACUGAGACAGCUAAUGCUAUUGUGGCCAUGAAAGUUCUUUCUAUGCAUUACUCAAACCCACCAACUCCUUUUCAUUUCUUCUGCCGUCACUGAGGACAAAACUUUUGUCGAUUUGAAACAUUUUAUUUGGCAAGUUGUAUCAAGGUAUUAAAAUUGCAAGAACAAAGCAGGAAUGA
Messenger RNA from Capsella rubella, 1300 nucleotides. RefSeq names its product GDSL esterase/lipase LIP-4. Bases 99 to 1217 code for a protein of 372 amino acids. The record is from RefSeq and is a predicted model, not a curated record. Gene Ontology annotation, molecular function: hydrolase activity, acting on ester bonds. The transcript has 5 exons. Lineage: Eukaryota; Viridiplantae; Streptophyta; Magnoliopsida; Brassicales; Brassicaceae. Gene Ontology annotation, cellular component: chloroplast stroma.